AGUGCCACCUAGUGGACGAGCUGCAUGGAGACUCCCAGACGGACGGUUUGUGUCUGCCCAACAUCUUCAGGUCCAAAAAAGUGAAGCCAUUCACCCGGAUUCAGACUGGUCCCACCUACCAGGUUUACUACACAGCCAGAGAGCUCCUGCUGGAAGUGCUGGACAGAGGAGCCGUCCGGGAGCUGGUCAGGAGAGCUGCUGGUGUGAAGACAAGAGCUAAGCAUCAGAGCAAGGAGCAGAGCACAGAUCUCUCUGAGGAGGAGUAUGCCGAGGCGUUAACAUGGUUCUCUAUUGUUCUACAGAGCGGUCUGUCUGUGGGCGAGAACUGCAGCUUUGGCUCUGAGUUGACCCUGAAGCUGGAGGGAUGGCAGGGUGUCCUGAAAAGAAACAGCUUCCAGACCAGCCUCCUGUCUCUGACCAGGCUGGAGGAUGCAGAAAAGUUGGAGACCAUCUCUGCUUUCUGUGGCUACUUGACCAGGCGCUACCAGACCUUAUACACACCUGGUCAGAACUUGGCUGUGAAGAAAUACAGACUUUCCUACCAACAGACUCCUUGCUCUCUCUAUCUUGCCGUUCUCUGUGACAUGAGCUCAGGCUUCAUCUGUAACAUGUACCUGUACUGUCCAGAGCAGCUCCUGAGGCGCAGUAGGAAACCUGUUGUUGAGCAGGUAGUGGACCACCUGCUGACACCUUUCUGCAGCCACAGGCACCUGAUUCAGUUGGACAGUUCUGCUUGGAUGGAGGGAAAACUCACAGACAUCUUCUCUAACUUAGGGGUCAAUAUUCAUUUUGUUCCAUCUGUUAAAGAGACAGUCACAGAGUCAACAUCUUCUUCAUCUCCACCAGUCAAGUCAAAGCACCAACGGACAUCUGAAGACUCACUGUCCCAAUUUGUAGCUCAUCUGCAGGGCUGGACUGGACCUGCUCUGUUCCUUCUGUCAGACCUAAAAGGAUCAGCAGUAGACAUGUUUCUCCCUGGUCUCUGGGUGACGCUACACGCGAUCUGCAUCAACACAUUUGUGCUGCACACUCUGCAGAGCUCAGGUAGGCAGGUCCACCUGACGGAGUUUACCAGAACUCUGGCCUCUCAGCUGGCCGUGGACAACAGUGUGACCGUGCCCAUCCUGCCUCGGCUAAACAGCAGCUCAUACCCAGAGACAAGCGUAACAAACCUUCCUAAGCAAAGGAAAGAUAGCAGUGGUCAAGUGAUGGAGAAUGACAAACAAGGCUGCAGCUCUGCAAUGAGUCUGCAGGUGUGGAACACUCCAGGCGUGUGUGGUUUGGACAACUCUGGAAACUCGUGCUACUUAAAUGCUGUGUUUCAGUGUCUGUGUUCCACCGUGCCCCUAGUGGAGAACCUCCUCAAUCAGGAUAUUCGGACAGAGCUGGCACGGUCUAAGUGCCGGGUGGCCUUGGUGUUUGUCCGCCUGCUGGAGGAGAUGUGGCUGGGAAAAAGCUCCAGCUGUGCCCCUGUGGAGGCCAGGACUGUGCUGUGCUCCAUCUUCCCCCAGUUCAACAACCACUCCCAGCAGGACGCCCAAGAACUGCUGCUCUUCCUCCUCAAUGCACUCCAUGAUGACCUUAAAAAGGUUGGGAGGCGUCAGAUGCGCUCCUCAAUAAAACAGCUGAGGAAAGACCAGAACAGAAACUGUGCCACGGCGGUGACAGAGUCCACCAUCGUCUCAAAUCUGUUUGAGGGCCAGCUGGGCUACAUGACCCUCUGCAUGCACUGCGAUCACCAGGCACACAGCGCACAGACCUUCACUGUGCUGUCCUUACCAAUUCCUACAGACACCAUCAAGUGCUCCAUUCAGGACUGCUUGUCUCUGUUCUUUGAGCAGACUAUGCUGACUGGAGGAGAGCAGAUGCUGUGUUCAGCGUGUGGGCUGAGGAGAGAAACAGCCGUCAUAACUACUUUGGACAAAACCCCUGAAAUACUAAUGCUGCACCUGAAACGGUUUGGUUGUAAGGGGAAAAACCAGGUGAAACUGAGGACAAACGUUGUGUUCUCCAUGAAGCUUGAUCUCAGCCCGUUUCUAUCCAGCUCAGCACAGAACACCUCAUGUUCCUCAUACCGUCUGUACGCUGUUGUGAACCAUACAGGUCAUCUGAACAUGGGUCACUACACAGCUCUGUGCCGCAACGCCCUGUUGCGCACCUGGCACUGUUUUGACGACUCAGCGGUCAGAGAGGUACAGGACAGCCUUGUGCAAUCUGCAAAUGCCUACAUGCUGCUCUACAGCCGCAAACCCUUCCAAAAGCCAAAGAUCCAUGGACUCUGAGCUCUCUAACCACAAGGCUUAAUCCAUGACGGGACUGGCUUUCUGCCCAUUUCCCCUGAGUUUGAAUCUGCUCCUCAGCACAGGCAACAUCUCUGAUGUUUAU
This is a messenger RNA of Thunnus maccoyii (southern bluefin tuna), 2385 nucleotides long. RefSeq names its product putative ubiquitin carboxyl-terminal hydrolase 50. The transcript has 7 exons. The record is from RefSeq and is a predicted model, not a curated record. Gene Ontology annotation, molecular function: cysteine-type deubiquitinase activity. Bases 585 to 2282 code for a protein of 565 amino acids. NCBI's taxonomy places the organism in Eukaryota, Metazoa, Chordata, Actinopteri, Scombriformes, Scombridae. Gene Ontology annotation, biological process: protein deubiquitination.